Molecule: messenger RNA, 1446 nt
Organism: Prunus avium (sweet cherry)
Lineage: Eukaryota; Viridiplantae; Streptophyta; Magnoliopsida; Rosales; Rosaceae
Source: RefSeq, a predicted model, not a curated record
UAUGCUAUAAUUGAGGGGGCAAAACCGCAGUUGACCCUUUAAUGAAAGCCGUGGGAUCCAAACUGUACGGUAGCAAGAACUAUGUCCGCGACUAUUUUCAGGUGAGCGGGACUGAUCCGGAUAGUCCAACCCAACGGUAUUUCAAACUCAAUUUCCGGAAAGAAAAAAAGAAACGGUAUUUCGAACUCCAGGCGAGAGGGAAAUGGCAACGGCUACUUUGGCAAGACAAAUAGGUAGGGCUAUUACAAAAGCUACCAACAGCACAGGCUCUGGAAACGGAUGGUUCAGCCCUCACAUGGCUGCUGCUUCUCGCGCCAUCGCUGAACGGAUCCCAUUGGUGGAUCUCGUUCUCGAAGUCAGAGAUGCAAGGAUUCCAUUGUCAUCGGCGUAUGACCAACUGAGGAACCAUACAUCCUCCUCAAAGCGAAUUAUAGUGAUGAACAAGAUGGACCUUGCAAAUCAUUCACAACUGAAGGAUUGGAUGAAGUACUUUGAGCAAAAGAAUUACAUUUCGUAUGGAGUCAAUGCCCAUAAUAAAGAGAGCAUUCAGCAGGGAGGUAAGUGUCUAUUUCUGAAACCUGUGAGGUCGUGGUGGAAUAACUACAAACUUCAAGGAAGAGUCCGAGAAUUGAAGAAAGUUGAUCAAUCUAGUCAUACCACAACAAUAUUGCUAGUUGGAAUUCCUAAUGUUGGCAAGUCAGCUCUUGCCAACUCCUUGCAUCGAAUUGGAAGGAUUAGUGCAGCAGAGAAAGGAAAGUUGAAGCAUGCUACUGUGAGUCCACAGCCCGGUGAGACAAAAAAUAUUACUGGCUUGAAGAUUGCAAGCCAUCCCAAUUUUUAUGUGUUGGACACCCCAGGUGUUUUGCCUCCACAUAUUCUAGAUGAUGAGGUCUGCACCAAGCUAGCCUUGACAGGAACAAUUCAAGAUUGUUUUGCUGGGGAAAAAGAACUAGCUCAGUGUUUUCUGUCUAUCUUGAACAGGAGUGAUGAAUACAAGAAGUGGGCAAAGUUGUCUAACAGUGAGAAUGAAAGAUCAUUUGCAGAUCGCAAUAUAGAAUGCUCAACUAGCUCUGAAAUGGGCAUGAAACGAAAAAGGCAAUACCCCACUGAUCACACACAGGAUUUCAUAGUGCAUGAUGUUCGUCGGACACUCUUUGAAGUGAUAUCAUCUUUCGAUGGUAAUGUGGAAGAUGAAAGGCUUAUUGAGGAAGAGUUAAAGGCCAUGCACGCAGCUUUUCAGGUUCCUCUGGAAUCCGAACAUUAUGCUCAAAAUAAAAUCGCAGCUAAGUUAUUGAAUCUUUUUCGUACUGGAAGGCUUGGACAUUACAUUUUAGAUUCUAUUCCAAGAAAACUCUAGUUCGGAGUAAUUUCAUGUAAGUAUUUAUUUUCAAGCUAUGCUAUUGGAAAACUACCGUCAUUCUUUGUAGUAAUUUUGUUAAAGUAUCA